This is a messenger RNA of Chaetura pelagica (chimney swift), 1461 nucleotides long. It is a transcript of the gene GATA3, whose product is annotated as GATA binding protein 3. NCBI's taxonomy places the organism in Eukaryota, Metazoa, Chordata, Aves, Apodiformes, Apodidae. The transcript is spliced from 5 exons. The coding region runs from base 1 to 1233 and encodes 410 amino acids. Gene Ontology annotation, biological process: regulation of epithelial cell differentiation; positive regulation of transcription by RNA polymerase II; cell fate commitment. Gene Ontology annotation, cellular component: nucleus. The record is from RefSeq and is a predicted model, not a curated record. Gene Ontology annotation, molecular function: zinc ion binding; RNA polymerase II cis-regulatory region sequence-specific DNA binding; DNA-binding transcription factor activity, RNA polymerase II-specific.
AUGCGGGAUGCAGAGAUGCGGGAUGCAGAGAUGCGGGAUGCAGAGAUGCGGGAUGCAGAGAUGCUGGAGCUGCCUCACCUGAUCAAGCCCCAUAUUCUUUUCAAUGGCUCUAAUUUCAACAUUGAUCGCGUUUUGCCCCGGAGCCAGGUGUGCCGCCCCCCGCUGCUGCACGGCUCGCUGCCCUGGCUGGACGGGAGCAAAGCGCUGAGCAGCCACCACAGCGCUUCCCCUUGGAACCUCAGCCCUUUCUCCAAGACCUCCAUCCAUCACAGCUCACCGGGACCCCUUUCCGUCUACCCACCCGCUUCCUCUUCCACUUUAUCCGCCGGCCACUCCAGCCCGCACCUUUUCACCUUCCCACCGACCCCUCCUAAAGAUGUGUCCCCGGAUCCGUCCAUCUCCACGCCCGGCUCCACCGGCUCCACCCGGCAGGACGAGAAGGAAUGCAUCAAAUACCAGGUGUCCCUGGCCGAUACCAUGAAGCUGGAGUCCUCUCACUCUCGGAGCAGCAUGGCCUCUUUAGGAGGAGCCACCUCCUCCGCUCAUCACCCCAUCACUACCUACCCACCGUAUGUCCCAGAAUAUGGCUCUGGACUUUUUCCCCCCAGUAGCCUCUUAGGAGGAUCGCCCACCGGCUUCGGGUGUAAAUCGCGACCGAAAGCACGGUCAAGCACAGAAGGCAGGGAGUGUGUAAAUUGUGGGGCUACCUCAACCCCUCUGUGGAGAAGAGAUGGCACCGGGCACUAUUUGUGUAACGCCUGUGGACUCUAUCACAAAAUGAAUGGGCAGAACCGGCCCCUGAUCAAACCCAAGAGAAGGCUGUCUGCAGCCAGGAGGGCGGGCACGUCCUGCGCGAACUGUCAGACCACCACUACCACCCUGUGGAGGAGAAAUGCCAACGGCGAUCCCGUCUGUAACGCCUGCGGGCUCUACUACAAGCUGCACAAUAUUAACAGACCCCUGACUAUGAAGAAAGAAGGAAUCCAGACCAGAAACCGAAAGAUGUCUAGCAAAUCCAAAAAGUGCAAAAAGGUCCACGACAACCUGGAAGACUUCCCCAAGAGCAGCUCUUUUAACCCCGCCGCCCUCUCCAGACACAUGUCCUCCAUCAGCCACAUUUCACCUUUCAGUCACUCCAGCCACAUGCUGACCACACCGACACCGAUGCAUCCUCCAUCCAGCCUCUCCUUUGGACCUCACCAUCCUUCCAGUAUGGUCACUGCCAUGGGUUAGCAAGAGACUCCCCUGCUGAAUGCUUACGGUCUCAAAAUGAGAUUUACUUUAUAUACUUGCAUUUUUGCAGGCGUGUGGUUUUAUGGGUCUGACGUCCCAAAUUGAAUGGGGGGGAGAAGGGGAAAAGAAUUAAAAAUUAAAUAAAAAACGUUAUUUGAAGGCGUAAGAAAGAGAGAAAAUAAAAAAUAAAAAAAACUCAGAAAAAAAAACUACAAAAAGCACAAAAAA